Molecule: messenger RNA, 1248 nt
Organism: Exophiala bonariae
Lineage: Eukaryota; Fungi; Ascomycota; Eurotiomycetes; Chaetothyriales; Herpotrichiellaceae
Exons: 5
Coding region: 1-1248 (415 amino acids)
Biological process (GO): oxalate metabolic process
Cellular component (GO): outer membrane-bounded periplasmic space
Source: RefSeq, a predicted model, not a curated record
AUGAAGCUCAUCGCCUUUGCAACUCUGGCAUGCUUGGCUGCAAGUACCAAUGCUGCAGUCAUUAGGAGGCAAAGUGGCCAACAACCGACCUUUGAGAAUGGGGAGCCUAUCAAUGCCAACGGCAGCCGAGGGGCACCAAUAUCAGGUGGAACAAAUCACGAGCUGGACUUGCAGAACCCUGAUGGUCUCGGACGUCAAAGUACCGAUAGUGGAACUGUACCCAACUUGAAAUGGUCAUUCUCUCUGUCCAGGACUCGUAUCUUUCCAGGCGGCUGGACACGCACUCAGGUCAUUCAAGACUUACCGCAAAGCCAUGAUAUUGCUGCCGCUCAGCAACAUCUACAUCAAGGCGCAAUCCGAGAGCUUCAUUGGCAUAAAGUUGCAGAAUGGGGCUUCGUGUACACUGGACGAGUCCUCGUGUCUGCGGUGGAUGAAAAUGGACAGUACCAAGUCGAAGAGCUAGGUUACGGAGAUAUCUGGUACUUUCCGAAAGGCCAAGCACAUACCAUUCAGGGUCUUGACACGGAGAACGAAUACCUGUUGACUUUCGAUGAGGGUAAUUUUGACGCAGUUGGCGUGACGUUUAAUCUCGGUGAUUGGGUCGCCCACACACCCAAGUCGGUCCUUGCGAAGAACUUCGGCCUUAAUCAAUCGGUAUUCGAUACCAUUCCUCAAGUCGACCCCUACAUUUCGCAGUCGAAAGUCAGUAACCGUACCGAUGUGACUGGCGGAGCAGGCCCAUUGACGGGAAAUGCUUCCUAUGUCUACCGAACGUUCCAGCAUAGUCCCGAGUCAGUGCCGGGCAAUGGUGGUACAUUCUACAAAAUCGACUCGACGAAUUUUCCGAUCUCCAAGACCAUUGCCGCAACCUUUGUGACGCUGAAACCCGGUGGCCUUCGAGAGCUUCAUUGGCACCCUACCAGUGAGGAGUGGCUCUACUUCCACAGCGGGACUGGAAGAGCGACAGUGUUUAUUGGCAAUGCAAAUGCCAGAACAUUCGAUUUCUCAGCUGGUGAUACCGCAGUUUUUCCAGACAACAGUGGACAUUACAUUGAGAACACCUCAAAUACAGAAGACUUAGUGUGGAUAGAAAUAUACAAAGCCGACCGAGUGGCAGACAUUCCACUGGCCCAGUGGCUCGCCCUGACGCCGGCGGACAUUGUAGCGAGCAUCUUGAAGAUCCCCAUUGAUGUGGUCACACAGAUCAAGAAAGAAAAGCAACUACUGAUCGCCGGACCAUCUAAUUGA